AUGACUGCCGGCAACAUGUACGAACCGACUACAUCGCUGAGUCUUCAUCGCUUGAGCAGACAUAGCCUCCAAGAUCGAUACGAGUCAGACGAGGAAGCUGUGUCGGAAUCUGAUACAGGCACCCAAGAUCUACUUUCCUCGCCUGUAGGCUCACGAGCCGGAAUCUUUGAUUCAUAUCUCAGUGCCGACGAUAAUUCCCUGGACCCUGAUUCUGACCGGGAGGAACAUAUCCUCGCUCCGCCAAUAGUCAAACGGACCCGACCCGUCUCUUCUGCCACCAUCAAGAGAAACAGCAAUGCUACCUUUGACGAAGAUACGUAUGUAUUUGAUCCGGAGGAGCAGGUGGUUCUCGAACUGCCACCGUCAGAUUCUCCACCACAACUCGCCUCCAGCACCUUCUUACAGCCAUCGAUAUACGUUUGGCCCAAACCACCGCGGCCAGCCACCUCAAGGUCCCGCUCUACUUCACCCUCAUCGGUCUUUUCAGUAGAGGACGCAGACAUCCAGAUCGCAAAGAAAGUGACCAUGACAGAGCCCCGAACUCGUCCAACCCUGGUCUUGAUCAAUGCUCUGGGGUCACGAUCAAAGGCCUCAAAAUCCCGUCCCAGCCAUUCCCGCUCCCGGGAAAGCAGCCGCAACCGCUCUAUGCUCAUCAGAGCCGACAGCCGACUUACAUUGCCACGCUCGUCAGACGCAGCCAAGUCACUACGAGUCUCCGAGAAAAGAAGUACUAUGAAACAGGCGCCCAAGCCACCCCCAACCCCAGCCCUAGACGAUACACAGUUCGCAACCAGUGCAACCAUCAACCACGUCUCCGAAAUCCCCUCAGUCCUCUAUUUCCCAGCACCACCACGCACACUCCCAGCCCAAGAGUACAGACCCCGCCCCCGAACCCCAGCCUCCGAAAAACCAAUCCCACCACCCCUAAACCUGCGCGCCCGUCGACCCCCCUCAAUGCGCAGCACAAGCGGAAACAGCAUCAACUACACAUCCCGCCCAUCGACACCCUUUUCUGUAGAGGACGCCACGUUCAACAAAGCAAACAACUACGGCGACCUUACUAGAGCAUGCAGCCCAGCCUCAAUCUCAUCCGCCUCAUCAAAGCGCGUGCCCUCAUCCUACAGCGUAUCGAAUAUGCUCACAAGUCGCUCGCCACUGAUGAUGCGUCGCAUGACAAGAAAACACUCCGCAUCCAGCGUUCAUUCGCUAAGUAGUCUCCGCUCCGCGGUAGACGUCAAUGGUCCCUCUUCAUCGCAGAUCUCUGUCGCUACACAGCCCACCCCGCCUCUCAGUGCUGACUCCCAUCUUGUGCGGAAGUCGAGCCAGCGUCGCCAUUUGCGGCAUAAUAGUGUUUUGCCGAGCGGGAGGGGAUUUAUGGGGUUGAAGCUUGGGAAGAAGUCCCAUGCUAAGGCUUAG
Penicillium concentricum is the source of this 1416-nucleotide messenger RNA. RefSeq lists its product as uncharacterized. The coding region runs from base 1 to 1416 and encodes 471 amino acids. Lineage: Eukaryota; Fungi; Ascomycota; Eurotiomycetes; Eurotiales; Aspergillaceae. The transcript has a single exon. The record is from RefSeq and is a predicted model, not a curated record.